UGGACUUUCUUCAGUCUAUCUGCAGCGGUUAAGGGAUUUGUACUCUAGAAUUUGAUAGUACGAGUAGGUAACGCGACAUCUCAGGCUUGAUGCUGACAACUUUCUCGAAGACGCUCGUUCUGUGGGUUCCAGUACUUAACUGAAAUUUAACAUUAGACUUAUUUCCUACGAACUGUUCUUGAGCUAACAAGGAUAAAGUGAAUUGGUUAUUAGUGGAAAUUCGAGCAUUUCCCAGUGAGGUGAAGUGUGGUUAGGGAACUUCAUCCAGGACGUGCUUGGAAGACUUUCGAUUCAGAGUUUAAUGUAGUCUUGGCUGUUACGCUUCAUUUGAAUAAUAACGGAAGAGGAUUUGCGGUUGACGGUUAUUAUCUUUGGAACAUAGAAUGGAACAGUAUUUUCUCGUGUUAAUUUUGGCGCUGAGUUUUCAUGCGUCCUUAGGCCAAAUCGGCGGAAUAACUUCAGUUACAACACGGGAAACUAACUCAUGCGAAGAUCGAGCCAGUCCUGGCUUGAUUUGUCAAAGUUGUCAGCUCUUGGCCACCUGUGUUCAAGUAAAUGACAAAUGGAUGACUGUUCCCGUGGAGACAUGUAAUGAAGAACUUGGCUUCUAUUGUAACCUCAAUGAAAGAGGUUGCUCUAACCUCACUGGUCCAUGUUAUCCAUUUGGAUUUGAAGGAAAUUUCGCUUGCACCACAGAGGGUGUCUUCCCUGAUCCCUAUGACUGUCAAAAAUAUCAUAUGUGCUACAAAGCAGGAUCAACUUUAGUUUCGGCUAACAUAAAUUGUGGUGGAGACCGCGCUUAUUCAGCCAGUACAGGAGAUUGCUCAGUAACCGUUUAUGACAAAAUAUGUACGGAGCAACAGUAUAUUUGUGAAAACGCAGGAGAUAGUGGAGCCUGGCCUGGGAAUAACAACAUAUUCUACAUCUGUAAAGCAACGAUGGAGAACGAUGCGAAGAUAUUAUAUCCAACAUUGUAUCGAUGCGCAUCAGGAGAAGUAUUCAAUGGAGCCCGGUGUGUACAAAAAGGAGGAACUGGAAGUGUGAGUCCUACUGUUAAGCCGGGAGGAUCAGGUGGGUCGAGCGGCUCAUCAUCAAGACCUACUAGUAUACCCGGUGAGUUUAUAUGUACGGAACGAGGACUACAAGCAGAUCCCUCCGACUGUCGCUCUUAUUACUUCUGUAGUUUGAACGGAACCGCAAGGCGUUUCACAUGUCCCUUGAAUUCCUAUUUCAACCUGAAUACCAAAUCCUGUGUCUUUGGGAGGUGCUAAAAGGGUUAUUUUUAAUAUUUUAAGAUCAGCUGUAUUUCGAGUUAAAUAAAAAAAUAUU
Molecule: messenger RNA, 1329 nt
Organism: Hermetia illucens (black soldier fly)
Lineage: Eukaryota; Metazoa; Arthropoda; Insecta; Diptera; Stratiomyidae
Exons: 2
Coding region: 384-1271 (295 amino acids)
Cellular component (GO): extracellular region
Molecular function (GO): chitin binding
Source: RefSeq, a predicted model, not a curated record